Messenger RNA from Blepharisma stoltei, 735 nucleotides. The record is from the annotation of a GenBank genome assembly. Lineage: Eukaryota; Ciliophora; Heterotrichea; Heterotrichida; Blepharismidae.
AUGUUCAUAUUCUUACUUAUUCCAUUUGCUUUAGCAGGCACAACAAUCAACGGCGACUUUGACGUCCACGGCAUUGUAUCUUGCUCUUCAAUCCAAUCAGAAUCUCUUGAAACAGACGGCGACAUCUCAAUAUCCUCUUCAUUAAAGGCUAACGAGCUUCAUUCAACCUACAUGACAGCUGAAAAAAUAUAUGUCGACACCAUAACUUCAGGAACAGGCUCUAUAACAAUUGAAGGUGACUUACUGUUUUCCACUCAAUCUUCCUCUUCAUUUCUUGAAACUUCUUGGUCCUUAAAAGAGCACAACACUUUUCAAAAUUCUCACGAAGGCUGGUCUCACCUAGACAGGCACUCUUGUGAUGGAAUUAACCAUUUCUUAGGAGGAAAAUGUGAGCUAGCCGAACAAGAGCUCGGGAAAACUUUCAAUAUUUCAAGGCACAAUUUACUAAGAGUAACUGCAACUUUACAUAUGCUAGGCCCAUGGAAUGGCGAAUCAGCCUAUAUGAAAAUUGAUGGAAAUAUCGUAUGAAGCCAAAGUGGCCUUUCUCAUCACAGUGGACUAAAGAUAUGUGGACAAGAAUUCCCAGACACCCGCUAUGGGAUUCAUAUUGAUGUUACUGUGCCUCACAUCAGCGAAUCAGCAGAAGUUAAAUUUGGGUCAACCUUAAAAUCUGAGCCUUGCUUGGCAAGUUUUGCUGUUGACGAUGUGAUGAUUUAUUCAAGAAUAAAGCUUUAA